AAGAAUAUCAGGAAGCUACAACAUACACACCGCUCAGAUUGCAGUUAGACUGAAGUUAACUACAGCAAAAAGCUCCAUCUCCAGUGGCCAUGGAUAAACCAGUAUGCUUGAUUGACACGGCCGAUGGGAAGCUGUUUGUCCAGCAGUCAGCGUUGCAGGUUCUGGAGCAGAUCCAGCAGCCAGUGGUGGUGGUGGCCGUGGUGGGUCUCUACCGCACCGGGAAGUCCUACCUGAUGAAUCGACUGGCAGGGAAACAAACAGGGUUUGCACUGGGCAGCACAAUUGAGUCCAAGACGAAGGGCAUCUGGAUGUGGUGUGUACCUCACCCCACUAAAACAGGAACCACUCUGGUGCUGCUGGACACCGAGGGACUCGGGGACGUGGACAAGGGGGACUCGAAGCAUGACACCAACAUCUUCUGUCUGGCUGUGUUACUGAGCAGCACUCUGGUGUACAACAGUCGAGGGACGAUCGACAACAGGGCUAUUGAGGAGCUGCAAUAUGUUACAGAACUAACAGAGUGCAUCAAGGUCAAAUCAUCAGACGAGGAUGUUGAUGACUCAAAUGAGUUUGUGAAGUUCUUCCCUAGUUUCAUCUGGGCUGUGAGGGACUUCACCCUGGAGCGAAAGAUUGAUGGCAAAGAUGCAACAGAGAAUGAUUAUCUGGAGUUUGCUCUGAAACUAAAACAUGGCACUUCAAAAAAAGUGAUGGAGUACAACCUUCCCAGGGAGUGCAUCCAAAAAUUCUUCCCCUCCAGGACAUGCUUCACUUUCCCAUUUCCAACCGCCCCAGAGAACGUGUCUCUUCUGGAGAGCUUGGAUCCUGCUGACCUUUCCUCUGAGUUCCUGGAGGUUACAGAUCGUUUCUGCAAGUUCGUCUUUGACAAGAGUGAUGUGAAGAAGCUGAAAGAUGGAUACACAGUCACUGGAAGAGUUCUGGGUCAUCUAGCAAAAACUUACGUAGACACCAUCUCUAGCGGGGCUGUGCCGUGUCUGGAGAAUGCUGUGAUCGCCAUGGCAACGAUUGAGAACCAAGCUGCGGUGAAGGAGGGGCUUGAGGUGUACCAGAGUGGAAUGGAAAAGCUGAAGAACUCCUUCCCUCUGGAACUGAAGGAUGUGUCCUCAGAACACCAACGUCUCAGCAGCAUGGCAACACAAACCUUCAUGACUCGGUCUUUCAGGGACACUGAUGGGAAGCACCUGAAAUCUCUAGAGGAAAAAGUUAAUAAACUCUUUGAUGGAUACCUGUGCCAAAAUGAGCAAGCUUCAAAGAAAAAAUGUGAGGAUCUCCUGUCAUCCCUCUCAGCAACAAUGACCGAAAAACUCAAACAGGGCAUCUAUGCUAAAUCUGGUGGUUAUGAUCUCUUCUGCAAGGAUCUGGAGGAAGUUGUGAAGAAAUACAACAGCCAGACCAAUAAAGAAGUCAAGGCUGAAGCGGUCUUGGAGGAGUUUCUGAAGCAGAGGUCUGUGGAUUCUAAAGCUAUUCUGCAGGCCGACAAAAAACUGACUGAGAAGGAAAAAAAGAUUAAAGAGGAAACAGAGAAAGCCGUACUUCUGGAGCAGGAAAUAAAAGCUAAAGAGGAGACGCAGCGACAGCUAGAAGAGAAAAUGGAAGCAGAAAAACAGAGUAAUGAAGAGAGGAUAAGACAGAUGAAGGAGAAGAUGGAUGAGGAGAUGAGGCUUCAGAGAGAGGAGGCCCAGCGUGCCAUGGACAGCAAACUGAGGGAGCAGACUGCUUUGCUGGAGAAGGGCUUUCAGGAGAAGGCUGACAGGAUGAGCCAGGAGAUGGAAGAGUUCAAGAGACAGAACACUGAAGCUGAGAGUAAUAGAGCUCGAGAGUUUGCAGAGCUGUUAGAGAACUCCAACAAGAGACAUGAGGAGUCUAUGGCUAUGAUGAUGAAGCAGCACAGUGAGCAGAUGAGGGCUUUACAGCAGCAGAUGAGUUCACGCUCUUCAGGCGGAUGUUGCAUCUUGUGAAAUGCAUUAACUCUGUGAUCAUCAGAGGCAUGUAAUUGUACAAUGAAGUUACUUGCUGUAAAAUGAUUCAAUACCUGCGUAUAAUGACAUUAAAUCGAAUAAUGAGCUAAUUA
Molecule: messenger RNA, 2089 nt
Organism: Labeo rohita (rohu)
Lineage: Eukaryota; Metazoa; Chordata; Actinopteri; Cypriniformes; Cyprinidae
Product: guanylate-binding protein 1-like
Exons: 10
Coding region: 90-1976 (628 amino acids)
Molecular function (GO): GTP binding; GTPase activity
Source: RefSeq, a predicted model, not a curated record